Molecule: messenger RNA, 282 nt
Organism: Hyaena hyaena (striped hyena)
Lineage: Eukaryota; Metazoa; Chordata; Mammalia; Carnivora; Hyaenidae
Product: keratin-associated protein 21-1-like
Exons: 1
Coding region: 1-282 (93 amino acids)
Source: RefSeq, a predicted model, not a curated record
AUGUGUUGCAACUACGGCAACUCCUGUGGCUAUGGCUGUGGAUAUGGCUAUGGCUGUGGCUAUGGAACUGGCUAUGGCUGUGGAUAUGGCUCCCGAUAUGGCUGUGGAUGUGGCUGUGGAUACGGCUCCUGCUGUGGCUAUGGCACCAGAUAUGGCUGUGGCUAUGGCACUGGAUAUGGCUGUGGCUAUGGCACUGGAUAUGGCUGUGGCUAUGGCUAUGGCUCUGGCUGCUGUGGCUACCGGCCAUUUUGCUAUAGAAGAUGUUAUUCUUCUUGCUGCUAG